AUGAAGACACUUCAGAGAAAUAUGAAUGUAUUCCAGCAAACUAAAAUUCUCUUGUGGAAAAAUGUACUUAUCAAGUGGAGAAUGAAGAUGCAGAGCUUUCAGGAGUGGAUGCUGUCUCUGCUCUUCCUGCCGCUGAUGUUCAUGGUGAGCAUGUUCAUGAUGAACAUGCACUACCCCGAAGUGCCGUACAGCUACCUCGGGCAGUUGGAUGAUCCCGCCUAUGAUGCCACCGGGGUCACUGUUGCUUUUACACCCAUCACUGAGACCACAAGGCAGAUAAUGAAUAAAGUGGCCUUGAACUCUGUAAUGUUAGGUAUAAAACUGGAGGCAAUGGACAAUGAGAGAGCCCUGGAGGAAGCCUGGAUUUUGAACAAUGACAUUAUAGGGGUUGUAUUUAAAGACAACUUCUCCUAUCACCUCAGGUUUUCUGAUGGCAACGUGGCUAUUCCAAAUGACAACUUUGGAUAUAUAGAUAACUGUUAUAAUUUCUCGUCGCGGUACUGUUACAGCCCCAGAUACUGGUACAAAGGCUUCCUGUCCCUGCAGUCCAGCAUUGAUGCUGCUAUCAUAGAGGUGGUGGCAAAUCAUUCUGUUUGGGAAGAAAUGAAAUCGAUUGCUGGUGUCCGUAUGAAAUCCCGGAGCGUCAUCUCCUCAAUUACACUAGAGUACAGUUACUUCAUGAUUACGAUCGUGAUGUGUUUCUCUCCGUUCAUGUAUUUCUUGUCAAUCAAUGUUGUAAGAGAAAAGAAGAAGCUCAAAGUACUGAUGAAGGCAAUGGGGCUGCAGGAUAUUGCAUUUUGGCUCUCCUGGAGUCUGCUGUAUGCUCUGUACGUGAUGGUCCUCUCCUGCCUGCUGGCAGCUCUCGUGCUGCGGGAUGCUUUCUACCUCAGCAGCUUCCCUGCGGUCUCACUGCUCUUCUUCCUGUAUGGCCUAGCAUGUGUCCACCUGGUUUUCAUGCUCUGCUCCCUCUUAAGGACCUCCAAACUUGCUGGCUCCAUGGGGUUCCUCAUGACCUUUCUGUUCGGAUGCCUGAGCCUCGCGGUGCUGAUAGAAAACCUUCCAGACCCGUUGAAGUGGUUUCUCAGUCUCUUCUGCCCAUUUGCAUUUAAUGCUGGCAUUGCAAAGGUUUUCCAUUUAGAGAAAUAUGGAAUGGGUUUCUCUUUUUCUAACCUUAUGGAAGAAUCAUACUUUUUAUUUUUGACUUACAUUAUGCUGGUCUUUGACUCAGUCUUUUACAUGCUGUUAGCUAUGUAUUUCGACAAAGUUCUGCCAGGCAAAUAUGGCACCCCAGAUCCCCCUUUUUUCUGCCUGAAGCCCUCCUACUGGGUGCGGAGCAGGAGAGGCUCUGCCAGGGAGAUGUCCAGAACUGCAGCGAGCCCUGAGGAGCUCCUCGGUGAUGACAUAGAGCCAGUGCCCCCUGAAUUCAUGGGGAAGGAAGCCAUCAGACUCAGCAAUAUUAAAAAAGCAUAUAAAAAGAAGGACAAGAAGACAGAAGCUUUAAGAGGUUUGUCUUUAAAUAUUUACGAGGGUCAGAUCACUGCGUUACUCGGCCACAGCGGGGCUGGAAAAACAACACUGUUAAACGUGGUCAGUGGACUGACUUUGCCUUCUGAAGGCUCUGCAACCAUAUACAACUACAAACUCUCAGAAAUAGGAGAUAGGGAAGCGAUUAGAGAGAUGAUUGGCAUUUGCCCACAAUCCAACAUACAGUUUGAAGUCUUAACGGUGAAAGAGAACUUGAAAACUUUUGCAGAAAUCAAGGGCAUCAGGUCCAAAGAGGUAGAGCGAGAGGUGCAAAACAUUUUGGAACUGCUGGAUAUCAGUAACAUUCAAGACACUCAAGCUGAGAAACUAAGUGGUGGGCAAAAACGGAAGUUAUCCAUUGGAAUAGCCAUGCUUGGAAACCCACAGGUUUUGCUCCUGGAUGAGCCAACAGCUGGGCUGGAUCCUCUUUCCAGGCACCAGGUGUGGAACCUCCUCAAGGAGCAGAGAGCUGGACGGGUGAUCCUCUUCAGUACCCAGUUCAUGGACGAGGCCGAUAUCCUCGCGGACCGCAAGGCUUUUAUCUCGCACGGGCGGCUGAAGUGUGUCGGUUCCUCUCUGUUCCUGAAGAAAAAAUGGGGGAUUGGCUAUCAUUUAAGGAUACACGUCAGUGAGUCUUGUAACUUAGAGAACGUGACAUCUCUGGUUAAACGGUACAUCCCCAAUGUCAUAUUCUCUGGACAAGGUCAAUAUGAGCUGAAAUAUAAACUGCCAUUAGAAAACGUGAAUAAAUUCCCAGAUCUGUUCAGUGGCCUUGACAGCUGCUCUGAGCAGGGAAUUAUCAAUUAUGGAGUUAGCAUGACAACCCUGGAGGAUGUCUUCCUGAGACUGGAGGAAGAAGCCACCAUGGAUCACGAAGAUGAGCACGUCCUUGGGGAGGAGUGGGCAGGAGCAGGACCAUGGUGCCCCGACGAGACGGAGCCGGGCUCCCUGCUGCUCUCGGACACUGGGAAGGCGGCAGUUGGUGGCUUGGCUCUCUGGAGGCAGCAGGUCUCUGCCAUGGCAUGGGUGCACUUCUUAAAGCUUAAGAGUUCAGGGAAAAACCUGCGGUCAAUUUUGCUGCUCUAUGUGGUUUUUCUACUUCCUCUGCUUUUGCAACUGUCCCUGGUUGCUGCCUGGCAGAGUGUGAGCGCCUGGGAGCUCUCAUCCGCACGGUACUUCUUGCCCCUGGGGAAGGGGGCUCACCCGGAGAUGACCAGCCUCCUGGUCCACAACAACACAGGUGAGGGCAACAAGCCUUUCCUCAGCCUCUCCUACUCCGGGGCUUCUUGCUGUUGCAAAAGAAGCAAGUGA
Molecule: messenger RNA, 2835 nt
Organism: Eurypyga helias (sunbittern)
Lineage: Eukaryota; Metazoa; Chordata; Aves; Eurypygiformes; Eurypygidae
Product: ATP-binding cassette sub-family A member 9-like
Exons: 19
Coding region: 1-2835 (944 amino acids)
Biological process (GO): transmembrane transport; lipid transport
Cellular component (GO): membrane; intracellular membrane-bounded organelle
Molecular function (GO): ABC-type transporter activity; ATP hydrolysis activity; lipid carrier activity
Source: RefSeq, a predicted model, not a curated record